GACUGCAUCUCUUAAACUUGAUUCUUUUGAACAAAGAAAAGAAAAGUCAUUUGAUAUAAUCCUAUGUUUCUUUUUUCUUUGCUUGUCUUUCAUUACUUUGCAGGAACAAACCUGGUUAAGGGAAAACCACCUGGCUGAAAAUGGAGACAUCAGCGUUCAGCUGCUGGGUUCUUUUUCUGCUGAUUUACCCAGUUGUUCCCAUGUGUCUCCCCACAGAGUUCACAUUGUUCGUGGAAAAGCCAGAAUGUGACUAUUGUGUGGCGAUCAACACUACUAUCUGCAUGGGAGUUUGCUUCACAAGGGACAGCAACAUCGGGGAUAUUUUCCACUCACGCUUCGUUUUCCAGAGAAGCUGCACCUAUGAUAAGGUGGAAUAUCGCACAGUCAUUCUGCCUGGCUGUGCUAUUGGCUCUAACCCUGCAUAUACCUACCCAGUAGCUAUCAGCUGCCACUGUGGUGCCUGCAGAACUGAAAGGGAUGAAUGCACACGCAGAGUCAACGUCUACGAUGCUAACUGUGCUAAACCAGUCAGACGCGUUUAUCCUUAUCCCGGUCAAAGCAACUACAUGAUCCCAUUUUAAUCCUUCUGUUUAUGUAAGAAAAUAAAGGUUUUUACUUCUUAUCUUAUAAUAGACCGUAGAUGGUUUGCACUGUUUCAUUCUAUUUAAUCUGAUUAUUGACUAAUAAAGCUAUAGUUUGACAUCUUA
Poecilia latipinna (sailfin molly) is the source of this 707-nucleotide messenger RNA. It is a transcript of the gene tshba, whose product is annotated as thyroid stimulating hormone subunit beta a. Gene Ontology annotation, biological process: G protein-coupled receptor signaling pathway. The record is from RefSeq and is a predicted model, not a curated record. NCBI's taxonomy places the organism in Eukaryota, Metazoa, Chordata, Actinopteri, Cyprinodontiformes, Poeciliidae. Gene Ontology annotation, molecular function: hormone activity. The coding region runs from base 141 to 581 and encodes 146 amino acids. Gene Ontology annotation, cellular component: extracellular region; cytoplasm. The transcript has 2 exons.